Messenger RNA from Nematostella vectensis (starlet sea anemone), 1527 nucleotides. Its product is annotated as coatomer subunit epsilon. Gene Ontology annotation, cellular component: COPI vesicle coat. The transcript has 11 exons. Gene Ontology annotation, molecular function: protein binding; structural molecule activity. Gene Ontology annotation, biological process: intra-Golgi vesicle-mediated transport; retrograde vesicle-mediated transport, Golgi to endoplasmic reticulum; endoplasmic reticulum to Golgi vesicle-mediated transport. Lineage: Eukaryota; Metazoa; Cnidaria; Anthozoa; Actiniaria; Edwardsiidae. The record is from RefSeq and is a predicted model, not a curated record. The coding region runs from base 45 to 941 and encodes 298 amino acids.
ACAUUGCACCGCGGGCUCCAUUCAUGUAAGGAAAGAAGUACAAGAUGGCGGCCGAUGGUGACGUGGACGAACUCUUCGAUGUAAAGAACGCUUUCUUCAUCGGAAACUACCAGGGCUGCAUCAAUGAGGCACAGAAAUUUCAGGCAACUACACGCGAAUUGGCUGUAGAGAAAGACAUUUACAUGUACAGGGCAUAUGUAGCACAGGGUAAAUACAGUGUGGUGAUGGAUGAGAUAUCUGGUAUGUCUCCUCCAGAAGUUCAACCAGUACGAGUACUUGCUGACUAUUUACAAAACCCUUCUCGAAGGGAUAACAUCCUUAGUAGUAUUGAGAAGAAACUCAACACCAGUGACAUUAAUGAUUAUUAUCUGUUAAUGGCAGCUUCUGUCUACUUCCAUGAGCAGAACUACGAUGGUGCAUUGAGAUGUUUACACCAGUCAGAAUCCCUAGAAUGUUCUGCUCUUACGGUCCAAAUCUACAUUGCUAUGGACAGGAUUGACUUAGCAAAGAAGGAAAUAAAGACCAUGCAAGAGAUGGAUGAUGAUGCUACCCUGACCCAGUUGGCUCUGGCUUGGUUCAACUUAGCAGUGGGCGGUGAAAAACUGCAAGAUGCAUAUUAUAUCUUCCAAGAGAUGUCUGAUAAAUACUCUUCCACCGUGAUGCUACUGAAUGGUCAGGCUGUGGCUUACAUGCACCAGGGCAAGUACGAGGAUGCUGAGAGCUUGCUUCAAGAGGCACUGGAAAAGGACAGUAACAAUGCUGAGACUCUUGUCAACUUGGUGGUCCUAUCUCAAUACACUGCUAAAGCACCUGAGGUGAGCAACAGGUACUUAUCCCAACUGAAGGAUGCUCAUCCGCACCACGCAUUUACUAAAGACUACAUUGCCAAGGAAAACGAAUUUAAUCGAAUUUCUAGUCAGUAUGCCCCGUCUGUCUGCUAAACCAAUUAAUGUGCCUCACCAAAUCCACGUCAUCUACAGUUUGUGGCUAGCACAGUCAAGGCUUUAAGAGAGCAGGAGUUUAUUAGUUGACUAUAGGGCCCAUACCAGAAGAAACUCAAUGUUGAAAUGCUAAGAAAAGCGUUCCGUGGGUUAUUUGAGGGUUUGGGGAGCUCAUAAAGCCAAAUUCGAAUUCACUGGUGACUGCUUAACUUUCAUAAAAGUCAUACUGCCCCCACGUACACAGUUGGCCUGCAUCCCAACCCUGUACAUGGAGACUCGACGCCCUACCUACCACCUUAACCAGUGGAACUGUCAAAUUUCCUAAACCAGUGGAACAAGUCCAAUUUCCUUGUUUUUCGAGUUUUUACCUAUAAUAUGAAACCUACCUUUAGUAGGUUAGCAGUACCUCUACAGUUUGUCAAAACUGUUGUAUGGAAGGCAAUUUUGCAAUCCUUGUCUGUUUCAUUUAGAAAGCAUGAUUGCCUGAAUGUUCCACUGAUUCACUUAUCCUUCUACUUUAGGUUUAUGUAAAAGUGUAAAAAUGGAUUAAUAAAAGCCCUUUUGAGCUAGGUUGCUCAAUAAGAGA